AUGAACACAAUCUCGAAACCCCCAACAAUAAAACGCAUCUCAGGCCCCAAACGCUUCCUCGGCGUCCUCGUCGGCAUAACCGGCGGCCUCUCCGCCAACGUCCUCCUCGCCUACAGCGUCUCCUCCUUCUACACGCGCAACACAAAAUUCGUGCCUUACGACGCCUCCUCCCCCGACCUCACCACCUCCGUCUUCCGCGCGCACAACCCCAACGGCAACCCGCCUGGCUGCAUAGACCAUGCGAUAAAGCAGAUUCCGUAUGGGAAGCUGCCGGAGAAGUACUGGGUCAAGGGCGAUGGGGGCAGGAUAUCCGUUGAUCAACCGGCACUCACGACGGACCUUUGCAGGGGCAUUUGGAGCGGCGUGGCGUUUAGGGUGCAGAGGAGGUUGUUGGAGAAGUGGUAUCGGAAUGUGGAGGGCAGGGAUACGCAUCUGUGGGAUGUGAAGGAGUUGGCGAAGAGCGAGUAUGCGGUUGGGACGAAGAUUGUGGAUCACUUUGAGGUUGUGGAGCAUAAGGAUGAUAAGGUUAUUGUGCGAUGCGGCGACUCGCCACACGUUUCCGAGCCCCGACCCUCGGAUGGACUCUUCUCUAUGGAGGUCUCGAAAGACGAUGCGGCGCAGAUGGCUACUUUCCACCUCAAGUCGGUCUUUGUGGAUACGACGCCAGAGGGCAAGGACGCUGGACCGCAACCUGGGCAUAUUCAAUGGCUGCAUAGGCUGUACACUAAGCUCUGGAUGGAGAGUGCGACGCGCAAGUUGAUCAAGGAGGCAUAG
Alternaria ethzedia is the source of this 774-nucleotide messenger RNA. RefSeq lists its product as uncharacterized. The coding region runs from base 1 to 774 and encodes 257 amino acids. The transcript is spliced from 2 exons. NCBI's taxonomy places the organism in Eukaryota, Fungi, Ascomycota, Dothideomycetes, Pleosporales, Pleosporaceae. The record is from RefSeq and is a predicted model, not a curated record.